Molecule: messenger RNA, 2971 nt
Organism: Dermacentor albipictus
Lineage: Eukaryota; Metazoa; Arthropoda; Arachnida; Ixodida; Ixodidae
Product: cuticle protein 16.8-like
Cellular component (GO): chitin-based extracellular matrix
Molecular function (GO): structural constituent of chitin-based larval cuticle
Source: RefSeq, a predicted model, not a curated record
GAGAAACUGCUGCGGCUAUAAAAGCCUCGAAGUCGCCAACUUGUCGACACCGUCAGACGUGCUGCCAGCCUGCGCACCGCGCCGUGCGUUUUAAAGGCGCGAAGCGAAGCGAAACCCGAGCGCUCGUGCAAGCGGAAGUCGAAGCCCAAGUUUUCUUUUCGUCUCGGAGGACGAGUGGCGUCUUCUUUAUCGAUCAUCGCUUUCUUCUCUCCUCAUCGCCUUCGGAGGUUGUGGUUUCGAAAGAAGCUUCGGGAAUGCUGACGAUUCUCUUACUAGGUCUUCUACUAGCGAUAGCCUCUAGUGAAGAUGGCAAAGGGGAAGAGACGCUUGAAGCAGAAGGUCACAGCUUCGGUAGCCUUGGCCAGGCUACGACGUUUAGACAAGCCGGAAACUUCCUGCAGGCAGCUCCAACGUAUGGACGUUCGACGUACGGACAGUCAGCAGGAAUAGACCGACCGCAGCCAUUCGACUUCGGCUACAACGUUCAGGACGAGUUCGGCAACAACCAGUUCCGCCAGGAGAAAGGUGACGAGUCCGGUUCGGUGCAAGGCGCCUACGGUUACACGGACGCGUUCGGCGUCUACCGCAAGGUGCAUUACGUGGCCGACCAGAACGGUUUCCGCGCUGACAUCAAGACCAACGAGCCGGGCGUCAAGCAGGAGAACCCGGCCGACGUGCAGCUUGUCGUCGAGCCCCCGCCGCAGGGUGUGCUUCAGCAGGCACUGACGGGCUCAAGGUCCGCCGGCUUCGCCAAGCUCCCCGCGGCGGCGCCCGCCCAGCCGAGAUUCCCGCCGGGCCUGCACGCCUGAGAGAAGGCGGGCUCCUGAUACGCCCGCGGAAGCUGCCUCCGCGCGUUGCGGAGCAGAGGCAUCCGGUGAGGUGGGGUUACUUGCCUCACUGGACGGGAGGUCGAUCCACGUGUACAACUAUAAGCCAGCCAGUGGUUGAACUUAAGUUGAAAUAUUCGUAUUGCGGCUUCUGCAACGCCUACUUAAAAGCGGGGGCAACUGAUAAGGAAGUGCGCAGGACAAGCGCUGUCUCGCAACUCUGCAUUCUUGAGAGCUUAGAGCUCUAGUUUUAAAAACCUGUCCCCUUCGUAGUGCCUAGACAGCAGGACUCCGAUUUGCUUCUUUAUUCGAGUUACUCUUUAUUGCAGGCUCUGUAGGCAUCAGCAGAGUGGUGGCCUUCAACGUAGUCCCGAGCAGAAGAACGUAAUGCGCGCAGAAUGUUGUCAGCAGACAUUUCCUCUUAUACUCCUGACAAGGGAGGUUUGCUUCAGACACAAGUUCCUAUACAUUGGUGCUCACCACAUGCGCUUAAAGAAAAUUUGUUGGAUAAGUUCCGAACGGAUGCUAGUUCUGACUAUGGUUCAAACCUCGUAAGUCUUGUAGGACCAGAUAAAUAUUUGUGGCGAGUAGUGAACAUCCUUCUUAGUAAUGUCGCGUUCCAGUAAGUAAUUAGUUCACAUCCCACACGAGUGAUGUGCUGCUUCGAAGCGCUGUCGUCGGGGAGACUCCCUGAGAGGUGGGGUUUUCAUUACUGGAGGCUUCGUUACGGGAGGCAGUAAAGGUGCCGCAUACUCAGGUGAGGCCGGGCCUUCACAAAGGCUGCUGAUACAGAAUCAUUCACGUGGCAUCCGCAAAUCUCGCACCUUGUCAGAUACCCUAUUCCAAGGGCUCAAAAGAGCAAUAACCAGCAAUCCGUUGAGACCUAUGAUGUACACCAUCAAGAUAGAGGCACGCACGCGUCCAUUAUUCCUAAUGAAAGACAGGGCUUGGGCAGAAGAUCCUCAUAUGUUUAGUGACCGCUUGGUGAAGGUCCUAGAACAAGCCGCCUUAGAAGGCCGUUUUCUUGUAGAUUUGUAGAGACGAUGUCGAGAAAGCUUGGAAAUUCUCUUAGUGGUGGAAGCUUUCUAGACGUUCUUUUAUGUAGUUUGUUUGCACAAUCUCUUCUCCACUUCACUUCAUAUCUUAACAUUAGCUUUGCUUAAGCAUGUUAUUUUGGGCGAUAUUUCUUAUAUAUAGUUCUCUCAUUUAGUGGCCGUAGAUCACCCCCACCUAAACCUUGCAUCAUACAACUUCUCGGGGAUCAAUAAAAGCAGGGUGAAGAGGGUGCUAGUCCUAUAUCUUAGUAGUCAUAUUGUUUCACACUAGCAAGAAUGAAGUAUGGGAGAAGGAAAACUGAAUUCGUGGUGAAUAUUUUGUCUCUAAUCUAAGGAGCAUGUAAGAAAAAGAGAAAGAUAGAGAAAGCAAGAGGUGAGAGGCAGAGAGCUUAACCAGAUUAAUUGUCCGGUUGGAAACACUGUACAGGGAGAUUGGGUAAGCAAAAUAGAAUGCACUGGGUGAAAUGACGAAGGCUUCCAGUCCGGCGUAAGACCGCUCCAACGCAGUAAGCUCUACCGGCGGACGGAAUGACUUCGGGCAUACCUGUAUCGUGAUGAGUUCAUACCUCCGCAGAAAUGAAGCAUUCCUAAGGUGCAUACCGAUUUUCAAGCCUCGCUAGGAGUAUUAUGCAAUAGGCGACUUGUUUUCCAUGUCCUUACGGCUUUCGAAGCUCCCGUAUUAUGACAGAACACGAUAUACCUCGUACGAGGCCAGGUUCGUAGACACGUCAGUCGGGAGCACAAAAAGAGAAAAGGAAUGACGUGAUAAGCCAAGUCUCGCCUUUCUCCCACUCCGUCUUGCGUGGUUGACGCGUGUCUAGAAAAGGGAGUUUGUACGCUGUCUCACAUAUUUCACAUGAGAGUUCCCCUCCCGUUUGUAUUUUGCCUUAUGCCUAUCCUUUCUUGGUGGGGUUUAUUCUUUUAUGCGGCUGCACUACAAGACGUGUUAUGUAUCCCAUAUGCUUGUCGAAGCCGCUGUAUUUCUCUGUUGUACAUAAGUGUCAUUCCUUUCUCUUUCCCUAUGCUGCUUGCUGUUGACUCACGGCUUCGAAAUGUCGGGAUCAAUAAACAAUGUGUCUUUAAGUGCGC